Quercus lobata is the source of this 696-nucleotide messenger RNA. RefSeq lists its product as uncharacterized. Lineage: Eukaryota; Viridiplantae; Streptophyta; Magnoliopsida; Fagales; Fagaceae. The transcript has a single exon. The coding region runs from base 1 to 696 and encodes 231 amino acids. The record is from RefSeq and is a predicted model, not a curated record.
AUGGCUAUCUACUCCAAAGAUGAAGCCUUGAUGUGCAAGGUCUUUCCAUCAAGUUUGGGUCCUGUGGCAAUGAGAUGGUUUAACGGUUUGAGGGCCAACUCUAUUGAGUCCUUCAAAAAGCUCACUCGGGCUUUUGGCGCUCGCUUUAUUACUUGCAGCAGGGUUCCUCGGCCUUUGGGGUCCUUGCUGUCUAUGUCCAUGCGAGAGGGCGAGACUCUUAAAGUUUAUUCGGACAGAUACGGGGAAAUGUUUAAUGAGAUAGAGGGAGAGCUUGAUGAUGUGGCCAUAAGUACUUUCAAGGCUGGUCUUCCAGUCGAGCAUGAUUUAAGGAAAUCUCUAACUGGUAAACCUGUUACUAGUGUACACCAAUUGAUGGAUCGAAUUGACAAGUACAGAAGAGUAGAAGAAGAUCAAUUGCAGGGAAAGGGAAAGGCUAAGGUAAUCCCUCAGGAUAGGAGGGAUUUCAGGUCGGACCGUUACAAUAAUAACCGACCUCGGAAAGACUUUGUUGGGCAAUCAAGUUCAGCUGACACUCAGGCGGUUAAUGCUGUGUUUCGGGAGCUGGUGCAACAGGUACUAGAGAAGAUCAAGAAUGAGCCAUUUUUUAAAUGGCCAAACAAAAUGACAGGAGAGCUUAAGAGACGCAACCAGAAUCUUUAUUACCACUAUCAUCAGGAUCAUGGGCACACAACUUAG